AUGCAGCAACAACAACGUCUAGCUCAUGUUCUUGAUAUCGUACGAGAUUUAAUAGCUUUAUCCAUAUUACUUGCAGCAGAAUCGAUAACAUUUAUUCUUGAUUUAGUUUGUUUAGCAUCAAGACGUGAUUAUUUGAAAAUGAAUGGUAUACCAUCGAUGGCAACAACUAAUCAACAACCAUUUAAUUCUAUUGAAAAAGACAAUACUACACAAAAAGGCACAUCAUUAAUACAAAAUGCAAAUAUUCGUACAUUAAUCAAUGAUCUAACUUAUAAUCUUGUUCGAAUUAAACAACCACCUAAACAUAUUAAUGAUUAUUUUGAUAAAAUUGAAAAACAAUUAUCAAAUUCUGAUUCUAAAGUUUCAUCUAUACCUCCUGUUAUUCAAUUAUCUCAACCAUCAUCAUUAACAGUAAUAACUAUUUCUGAACCAUAA
Molecule: messenger RNA, 435 nt
Organism: Rotaria sp. Silwood2
Lineage: Eukaryota; Metazoa; Rotifera; Eurotatoria; Philodinida; Philodinidae
Source: the annotation of a GenBank genome assembly